Molecule: messenger RNA, 3901 nt
Organism: Astyanax mexicanus (Mexican tetra)
Lineage: Eukaryota; Metazoa; Chordata; Actinopteri; Characiformes; Acestrorhamphidae
Exons: 4
Coding region: 2028-2813 (261 amino acids)
Source: RefSeq, a predicted model, not a curated record
UGUACUAUACUCAGAAAACAGGGUUUUUCAUGUGUAGCUCAGGCAGAUUGUCGUACUAUACUCGGAAAACAGGGUUUUGGCACAAGUAGCUCAGACAGAUUGUUGUACUAUACUCAGAAAACGGGGUUUUGGCACAAGUAGCUCAGGCAGAUUGUUGUACUAUACUCAGAAAACGGGGUUUUGGCACAAGUAGCUCAGACAGAUUGUUGUACUAUACUCAGAAAACGGGGUUUUGGCACAAGUAGCUCAGACAGAUUGUUGUACUAUACUCAGAAAACGGGGUUUUGGCACAAGUAGCUCAGGCAGAUUGUUGUACUAUACUCGGAAAACAGGGUUUUGGCACAAGUAGCUCAGACAGAUUGUUGUACUUUACUCAGAAAACGGGGUUUUGGCACAAGUAGCUCAGACAGAUUGUUGUACUAUACUCAGAAAACGGGGUUUUUCAUGUGUAGCUCAGGCAGAUUGUUGUACUAUACUCAGAAAACAGGGUUUUGGCACAAGUAGCUCAGACAGAUUGUUGUACUUUACUCAGAAAACGGGGUUUUGGCACAAGUAGCUCAGACAGAUUGUUGUACUAUACUCAGAAAACGGGGUUUUGGCACAAGUAGCUCAGGCAGAUUGUUGUACUAUACUCAGAAAACGGGGUUUUGGCACAAGUAGCUCAGGCAGAUUGUUGUACUAUACUCGGAAAACAGGGUUUUGGCACAUGUAGCUCAGGCAGAUUGUUGUACUAUACUCAGAAAACGGGGUUUUUCAUGUGUAGCUCAGGCAGAUUGUUGUACUAUACUCAGAAAACAGGGUUUUUCAUGUGUAGCUCAGGCAGAUUGUUGUACUUUACUCAGAAAACAGGGUUUUGGCACAAGUAGCUCAGGCAGAUUGUUGUACUAUACUCGGAAAACAGGGUUUUGGCACAUGUAGCUCAGGCAGAUUGUUGUACUAUACUCAGAAAACAGGGUUUUUCAUGUGUAGCUCAGGCAGAUUGUUGUACUAUACUCAGAAAACAGGGUUUUUCAUGUGUAGCUCAGGCAGAUUGUUGUACUAUACUCAGAAAACGGGGUUUUGGCACAAGUAGCUCAGGCAGAUUGUUGUACUAUACUCAGAAAACGGGGUUUUUCAUGUGUAGCUCAGGCAGAUUGUUGUACUAUACUCAGAAAACAGGGUUUUUCAUGUGUAGCUCAGGCAGAUUGUUGUACUAUACUCAGAAAACGGGGUUUUGGCACAAGUAGCUCAGGCAGAUUGUUGUACUUUACUCAGAAAACGGGGUUUUGGCACAAGUAGCUCAGACAGAUUGUUGUACUAUACUCAGAAAACGGGGUUUUGGCACAAGUAGCUCAGACAGAUUGUUGUACUAUACUCAGAAAACAGGGUUUUUCAUGUGUAGCUCAGGCAGAUUGUUGUACUAUACUCGGAAAACAGGGUUUUGGCACAAGUAGCUCAGACAGAUUGUUGUACUUUACUCAGAAAACGGGGUUUUGGCACAAGUAGCUCAGACAGAUUGUUGUACUAUACUCAGAAAACGGGGUUUUGGCACAAGUAGCUCAGGCAGAUUGUUGUACUUUACUCGGAAAACAGGGUUUUGGCACAAGUAGCUCAGACAGAUUGUUGUACUAUACUCAGAAAACUGGGUUUUGGCACAAGUAGCUCAGGCAGAUUGUUGUACUAUACUCGGAAAACAGGGUUUUGGCACAUGUAGCUCAGACAGAUUGUUGUACUAUACAUGGAAAACAGGGAUUUGGCACAUAUGGCUCAGGCAGGUUGGUGUACUUUACUCUGCAAACACUGGUAUCUUUUUUCCAAACAUAGUCUCUUCUGGGAACGUGAUUAGUUUACGAGAAAGUGAAAGUGAAAGUAAAAGACCACUGGAGCCUGCAGAGUCCACACUCACUGAAUAUAUUGAUUAUAGCGCAUUAGCUACAGUCAAAAGGAUGAUGAUGUCAGCACUAGAGAUGCAGAUCCUGUUUAUAAUGUAAUAACUUAAUCUUUGUUCUAUUGUCUUUUGAUUGUCUGAAAAUAUCUCCAUAAAAUUCAUGCAUUUCCACAGAAUUCAUUUAGCAAUCUGUUCUUUAUCCUAUCUAUUCGACUCAAAUUCAGAAUGGUGGCACCUGGACAACUACCUAAAAGAAUCAAAAAUGGAUAAAAUCUAUCUGACCGUGUUUGGGCAGGCUUUGUAUUCCAACGUAAUCUUCGUAGACAAGCUCCGAGUUCACCUUAACUUUCGAGAGGUGACUUCGCUGGAGAGGAGUGACAUCGUCAUUGCUUUUGCCCCCAUCACAUCUCGAGCUGGAACCGACCUCGAAGCUGCUCUUAAGAGGAUCCCGCAGUCUUCCAGGCCUGUUGUUCUAGUGGUGCUCCAUUACACAUUUGAUCUAAAUUUCGUGGCUCCAGAGAGCAGGUAUUUUGUUAACAGCAAUGUUAACAGGAGUGAUGUGUUCACUGUGGACUGCCUGUUUAAUGAAGAUCAAGGCCUGCUGGAAUGCCAACGCAAUAACGAGGCUGUGCAAGCGGUGACUGCUCAUCUGAUCUCUAAAGGAGUGCAGAGAAAGCUAGCAGACGUUUAUUAUCCGGCGGGGCCUGCAAACUUCCAGAUUUCUCCAGUGAACAAAGUCAUUUUGUCUGUCGGUUUUGAGGCGAUGUUAGGUGGAAUCAUUUGCAUGAUUAUUGGAUAUUGUGGUCCUAUUCCUGGGUUAUUUAUUGGGAUUUUAGGUGGGUUCUUCUCUGGGUACUUUCAUCACUUCCGUUCUAAACGUCCUAAACCGUCAGACAGACCCUCGGAGCCCUUGCUACAAGACAGAACCCACAAUCCUCAGAUCUAAUUGCUCUUCUGUGCUGCGUAUUAAAGUUCAGCAGCAUCUAAAACGUAUAUAACACCUUUUAAUGAUUGUCAUAAACUUAUAAUAUGUAUAACUUAUAAUAGAAUAACUCACAUUCACUCAUUAGUGACUUUUAAAACAUGUUAGGUUUCACAAUGCCUUAUAAUAUGUUAAAGAACACUGCAUAUACUAUAAUAGGCAUUUUGAAACCUGUCUUUAUAUGUGAUGCAUAUUCAAAUUUAGCAAAGUGAAAGCAGCAUCUAAAGCAAAAGUGAAAGUGAAUGUAAGUGUAAAUGACUAAAUCUGCUGUAGUUCUAUAUAUAGCUUUUGCUUAUAUUUGCAUUCAUACAAUCAUCUGAUAUUAUCAAUUAUAUCAAUUUUGCUGAUGUAGAAAUACAGCUCUGGAAAAAAAAAUAUUAUGAUUUUGCUAUUUAUUGAUAUAAGUUUGGGUAAAAUAACUAUUGAUGUUUUAUUUUAUAAACUACGGACAACAUUCCCCCAAAUUACAAAUAUAAAUAUUGUCAUUAACAGCAUUUAUUUGCAGAAAUGGCUGAAAUAACAAAAAAAAAAAAAGCAGAGCUUUGUUCUGAUCAGUGUGUGACAAAUAAAUCUAAUAAAUACUUAAACUAUUAAACUCAGAAAGAUGUCAAUCUUUAUCAGGGAGAUAUGUUUGUAGUUAGUUUAGAGGGAUUUAGAUUCUUAUAAUGAAGAAAUUAUGAAAAUAAAGAUCCAUUAGACAAUUAUUACUGUCUCCCUUCCAAACUACAGGAAAAUACCCUUCAUAAUGUUUCAUAAAUGAAUUUAUAAUGCAUUAUAUAGUGCACAUAACACCUUUCAAUGAUUGCCAUAAACGUAUAAUAUAUAUAUAACUUAGAAUAACUCACAUAUUAAAUUCAGCAAAAUGAAAGCAGCAUCUAAAGCAAAAGUGAAAGUGAGUGUAAGUGUAAAUGAUUAAAUCUGCUGCAGCUCUAUAUAUAGCUUUUGCUUAUGUAAUUGCUUAUAUUGAAUGCAUAUAAUCAUCUCAUUACUAUACAAUAAAUGUGAAAUAAUGUUUUGAUCUGUGUGUGACAAAUAAAUCAAUCAUUAAACUC